Eleginops maclovinus (Patagonian blennie) is the source of this 797-nucleotide messenger RNA. RefSeq names its product gamma-crystallin S-1-like. The record is from RefSeq and is a predicted model, not a curated record. Gene Ontology annotation, molecular function: structural constituent of eye lens. The transcript has 3 exons. Lineage: Eukaryota; Metazoa; Chordata; Actinopteri; Perciformes; Eleginopidae. The coding region runs from base 210 to 734 and encodes 174 amino acids. Gene Ontology annotation, biological process: lens development in camera-type eye; visual perception.
CAGCGACUGAUGCUCGGAUACUUGGCACUGCGAAACAACCAUUGUGUGUAGAAAGGCAAUUCAGUACGUGAGAACAAUGGGCAGACUCUAGAUGAAUAUUUUAGAUUGUAAUAACUAUUACAUGCUCUGCUAACCAUGCAGAGUAUUGUCGCUGCCAUGUAUAAAGAGUACUGCGUUUGUUAGAGGAUGUAGUAUUUUGAGAGCUACAGAUGGAGAAGAUUGUGUUUUACGAGGACCAGGACUUCCAUGGAAAGUCCUACGUCUGCAAAGGGAACUCGACGGACCUGCAGGGCUUCAUCCGCCGCUGCAACUCGGUCAAAGUAGAGGGUGGAUGGUGGGUUCUGUACGAGCGCAACAGCUUCAUGGGCUACCAGUAUGUCAUUGGCCCCGGGGAGUACAAUGACUACCGUCACUGGAUGGGCUUCAAUGACUGUGUCAGAUCCUGCAGGAUCAUCAAAAACGUCAAAGGGAUUCACAAGCUGAAGAUGUUUGACCGGCCAAACUUUGAGGGCCUUUCUUUGGAGUUGACAGAAAACACAAACUCUAUCCAGGAGAAGUGGCUCGGACGUCAGGUCCAAUCCUGCAAGGUCCUGGAGGGCUCUUGGAUUUUUUAUGAACAUCCUAACUUCUGUGGGCGCCAGUACCUGCUGGAGAAAGGGGAGUACCGACACCACUCCGCCUGGGGAGCUCUGAAAUCAAAUGUGGGCUCCAUCAAAAUAAUCAUGGGGCUUUAAAAUUCAUCCAGUCUGUGAUAUUUAUUGUAAAGCAUUCCAAUAAAUGUAUUUGAUCCUAAUGCA